AUGUUUGAAAUAAAUGUUGACCGAAAACUGAUACCAAUGAAAUUGAAUUAUUUCAUAUUAUUUGGAUGUAUCGGACCUCAAAUAGGAUAUUUGCCUACGAUAGCGAGACAAUGGGGAUACUCAAUAACCACAUACGGUGUGAUUAUGUCUUUUAUGUCGAUAGUACCUAUGGUAGUUACACCUGUAUCUGCUAUAACAGUCGACAGAUUCAAUGUGAAAAAAACGUUAUAUUUUUUAGUUACAUUAUUGAUAGGCGUGAUUUCAAUUUUUUUCUUAUUUAUACCAAAAUUGCCUUUAGAGAAAGGCGUUGAAAUGAAAUGUGAUUCAGAAAUUGUUUUGAUUGUUCAUGCUGAUAACGUUCAAUCAAAUAUACAAAAUGUAUCAAUAUUUAAUCACGAGAAGAAUGACGAAUUAAUCGUAUGCAAGUUAAUUUGUCAAAAUACGAAGUUGGGCAAUCAUCAAAUAAAUCAGUUGAAUAACCAAUCUGAUUUCUGCGAUUAUUGGACGACAGCCACCAAAUAUACCAAAAAUACAAGCGAGAACGAUCGUAAUCGGAUUGAUGUUAUAUUUAAAUUAAAAGAUAUGGAAGAAAUUGAAAGUUCAUUUGUAUUCCAUUUAUUGUCUAUCCAAAUGAAUGGUACGGAAAUUCCUCGAACAUGCAAAUGUCAUUUAAAAUCAUUUUGCUACAUCACAUGUUCUAAUGAAGCUAUAAUGCGUGUGGCUACUAUACCAACGUAUAGGGGAAACGUUCUUAAUUUGUAUCAAUUUUGGAUUUUUUUUUUUUUACUAUUGACGUCAUGUUGUUGCAUGAAUAUAGCAAUAACUUUACAAAAUCCGAUUUGUCUCGAUCUUUUAGAAGACAAACCUGAGGAUUUCGGAAAAACAAGAUGUUGGUCAUCAUUUGGUUGGGGACUUUUUUCUAUAUUCAUUGGGUGGCUUGUAGAUUGGAUUAGUAUUAAUAAAAAGGAAAAACAAUAUUCACCAGUUUUUUAUUCAUGUAUUUUACUUACAAUUUGUAAUUUAUUUGUCAUAAAAAAAAUCAAAGUGAUUGAAACAAAAAAAUCCAAAGAAAAAUGGAAAAGUGUACAUGGAUUGUUUACUAAACAUUAUGUGAUUGCAUUUUACAUAUGGUCAAUAUUCAGUACUUUUUGUCAUACAAUUAUAACUCACUUUUUAUUCUGGUACAUGGAGGAUUUGGUUAUUGUUAAUAAUGAUCAUAAACAACGAGCAUGGAUAAAAACACUUCAAGGUCUAGCACAAGGCAUCCAAUGUUUUGGUGGUGAAAUACCAUUUUAUUUUUUGUCUGGUUGGAUAAUUAGAAAGAUUGGUCACAUUAACUGUAUGGCUUUGGUGCUGGGAUCUAUGGCUCUAAGAAUGUAUCUUUACACAGUUAUAUGGAAUCCAAUCUGGAUUAUUGCUAUUGAAUUAUUGAAUGGAGUGUCGUACGCGUUGGGAUUCGCGGUGAAAAUGUCAUAUGCAAAAAUGUUGGCACCUCCGGGCACACUUAACACCAUUAUUGGGUUUAUUGGAUUGUUCGAUUAUAUGGGUGAAUUUUUAGGUUGUCUACUGGGAGGAUAUUUAUUUGAUUCAUACGGUGGAAUGUGGUCGUUUCGAUUUUUUGCCUUUAGUUCAGCUUUUAUGUGCUUUUUAAAUAUACUAAGCAAUCGUUUCGGGUUAACAAGAAAUUUGAAAAAUUAUAAUUUUGUUUCAGUGUCAAUGACAGAAAAUAACAAAUGUGAUGACGUUGUUAAUGAAAACUAAUUUAAUGUUACCAAUUAAAUUAUUAUAUAGAAAAUUAUAAAAUAAA
Melanaphis sacchari is the source of this 1807-nucleotide messenger RNA. RefSeq lists its product as uncharacterized. The coding region runs from base 1 to 1761 and encodes 586 amino acids. Gene Ontology annotation, cellular component: membrane. The record is from RefSeq and is a predicted model, not a curated record. The transcript has 8 exons. NCBI's taxonomy places the organism in Eukaryota, Metazoa, Arthropoda, Insecta, Hemiptera, Aphididae.